Molecule: messenger RNA, 2578 nt
Organism: Peromyscus maniculatus bairdii (prairie deer mouse)
Lineage: Eukaryota; Metazoa; Chordata; Mammalia; Rodentia; Cricetidae
Gene: Nxt2
Product: nuclear transport factor 2 like export factor 2
Biological process (GO): nucleocytoplasmic transport
Source: RefSeq, a predicted model, not a curated record
GUCAGAAGAGAAGGCGGUUGCUGUGGGUGCGGUCGUGAGUGCUCAGCAGAGAAUAAAAAUAUGAAAAAAUACAGUAAUAACUGGUCCUAUGAGGGCAAACGUUAUGGAAGAUCUGGCUGUUCCUCUCAGGAUCCACAAACAAGCUACAGAUACCAAAGGAGCCAUUCUCGUGGAGAGGUAGUGACACCUCCAAUCAUGGAGCGCAAGGAUAAAAGAGUUUCAAGCUCCCCCAUGGCCAUGGCUGUGGAUUUUAGAACUUAUGUGGAUCAGGCAUGCAGAGCUGCUGAGGAAUUUGUCAAUAUUUACUAUGAGACAAUGGACAGAAGAAGACAUGCAAUUGUCAGGCUGUAUUUGGACAACGCCACUCUAAUCUGGAAUGGAAAUGUUGUUACAGGGCUGGAAGCCCUUACUAAUUUUUUUGAGAUGUUGCCUUCCAGUGAGUUCCAGAUCAGUAUGUUGGACUGCCAACCAGUUCAUGAGCAAGCUACCAAGUCCCAGACUACAGUUCUCGUUGUGACCAGUGGAGCUGUGAAGUUUGACGGAAACAAACAACACUUCUUCAACCAGAACUUCCUGCUGACUGCACAUAGCACUCCUAACAGCACCGUGUGGAAGAUCGCAAGUGACUGCUUCCGCUUUCAGGAUUGGGCUAGCACUUAAAGGAGCAAAAGCCCACUCUCUACGUCCAUUAGUUCCAGCAGGAGAAGUUUAAUGUGGGUGAAUAUAUUUCAUUGCAUAAGUACUAUAUACCAGUAUGUGCUGAAACAAAAUGCAUGUAAUAUGUUUUUUAUUCCUAGCAGCACUUUUGCUAGAGCAGUUGCCAGUUUGGAUUAUUGCCCCUAACAACUUUAAAGAUAGUUUUUUACAUGCCUUAUGUCUACGUUCCACUACUGGUGCUCUCGGGGUAAUAUUAAACAUGAUCCAGGUACUAAGAUACUCACUGUGAACCCAGUCUGUUGCACAAAUGGAGUCCUUUUGUAAUACUGUCUGUGGAAUAGCACAACAUAGCUCUGCAGGAGGAAGUAGUGGCUUUUCUGUCCUUAGGAUAAUUUUUCAUUGAAGCACAUGCUUGUUUACAGUCAGCACUGGCAAUAUAGUUUUAAUAUGUAACUAUAGAUUUUUGAAGUCAAUUCAAAUUAGUUUACACACCAGUAUUCUGACAUAUUUGAAUUAGAUAUAAGGCUUUUAUAGUCUGUAUUGUUUUCUUACAUCGACAUGUUUCCUUUUGAAAUAAGGUGAUCAGCUAGAUGGGUGAAAAAAUAUGCUUGGCUGAUACUUGAGCAUUGGGUACAUUUAGUGGCAAUAACACCUUUCCAACAUUUUCUUGGCAGCUUCAGGUCAAUAUAGUUACAUGAUAAGUGGUAGUGAAACUAAAAGCUUUAAUGGGAGAAUGGGGAAUACAAAAUGUAGAAAUCCAAGACUGAAGCCAAAAAUGAGAGAGGUGACCAAGUGAUAAAAUCAGUUCUUGUUUCUUCCUGGCAGUAUAACCUAGUUUGGGGAUUUGAAUCCCAGAGUCUUUUAAGUAUUCUUGCCAAAUGGUCAUAAGUUCACUUUUGUUCUAAGAAUUGGAUUUUAAGAUCUUCUUACUUCUCUUCAUACGUGUCUCUAGUAUCCAUCCCAGUUUAUUUGAGAACUUAUAUGAGUCAGUCGUCAGCAGUAAACUGAACUUUGUGACAGACUCUGAAAGUUAGAAAGAAAGCUACUGCUGUCUCUGUGCGCCCUGAACUCCGAAGGCUCCCACAUCAACUUCAGGCCCAAAGACUUCGGUAUAUUACCUACCACCCACAUGAAUAGUUUUAGCCUCUGCUUUUUGUACUAUCAGCUGUAUUAUCUACUAUUUAAAGUUGUCUUUAAUUUUAUAAUUUGUUUUUAUGUGGCACUGGAUAAAAGAAAAAUCAAUAUUAGAACAUUUCUGCCUGUAGUUAAAAAAAAACAUAAAAACAGAAAAGAUCUUCAUGAUAAACUUUAAAGGAACAAACUCAUUAAUUUUAAUGUUUUAGCUUCUAGAGAAAAAAGAUGUAUUUUUAGUUUUUAGUUAAACUUUAAAAUUCUUUGUAAUUAAAUAUUUUAAGCCAAAUAUGCUAGCUUUGUUCUGUAGUACAACCAAAAUUAAAUUUUUAUCUCUUAAUUUUAAAACUAGUAAUUUACUUUGGCCUAGAAAUACACACUAUAUUUCUAGUUAAUGUAUUAUUAAAAUUGAAUUAAAUAUAAGGGGAUGGAACUGAGAUUAAAACCACUCCUUAUUUCAGUACUUAGCAAGACUUACACGUUCUAUUUAGAGUAUGUUUACACUUAUUUUGAACUAGCUUUUUAAAAAACUACAUCUUUAGCAGAAACAAUUAAAAUGCCCAAGUACCACCCUUUCUGUUGGUAGAGAACAAUCUCAAAAGCUGUGUACCGCUAGCAGUAACAGAAUUGAAGCAUUGUGAAUUACUUUAUCCAUACUCUGUAUAACUCCAUAAUCUGUAUGGCGUUUAAAUGGCUGGAACUUCUCAUAUAUGGACUCAACUAUAUUUUUGACAUGUUCAUAUUUUUAUAACUUGAGAAAUACAAUAAAAAUUGCAUUUUGAUAAGUUUU